Molecule: messenger RNA, 705 nt
Organism: Cladophialophora psammophila CBS 110553
Lineage: Eukaryota; Fungi; Ascomycota; Eurotiomycetes; Chaetothyriales; Herpotrichiellaceae
Product: GINS complex subunit 1
Exons: 2
Coding region: 1-705 (234 amino acids)
Biological process (GO): DNA strand elongation involved in mitotic DNA replication; DNA replication
Cellular component (GO): GINS complex
Source: RefSeq, a predicted model, not a curated record
AUGCAUGGAGAGCUUGCCAACAAGCUUGUCCAACACGCAAAACGCACACUCACGCUCCCGGCCCUGCCUCCCUAUCAGACAGAACUCGUGCGCUCCGUGGUGCGCGAGGUGCGCGACCUCGACCGCGAUGUGAGCCGGAUUCUCGAGCCGUUUACCACGACCGCGUACGACGACGAGGGGAACCCGUCGUCGCAGAGCACGUUCAAUCCGACCGACCACCCGGCCACGGCGUGUGCGCUGCUAGUUGACCACCUGAGCAUGAGGAGGGAUAAGCGGUGUCUGCUCGCGUACCACCGGGUGCGGGCGGAGAAGUUGGAGGGCAUGGUGUGGGACGGGCAGGACUUGGACGUUGUGGGACUAGGCGCCGACGCGAGUGCUAAUGCCCCGAAUACAAAUCCCCGCGAGGACGUCGUAGUAGGGCCAGGGACGGGGACGCACAACUCGCUUUCGCCGGAGGAAUCCUCGUACUUCCACGCCUACGUCGACUUCCUGUCGCAGUACAAAGGCCAGUGGACGGAUGUCGACUUGACCGGCUCGCUCGAGCCGCCGCGCGACCUCUUCAUCGACGUGCGGGUGCUCAAGGACGCGGGGGAGAUCCAGACAGAGUACGGAGCCAUCAAUUUGACCAAGAACUCGCAGUUCUUUGUCCGGAAAGGGGACGUGGAGAGGUUGAUCCAGGGCGGAUUCUUGAAACGGUUGAGUUGA